Molecule: messenger RNA, 4796 nt
Organism: Microtus ochrogaster (prairie vole)
Lineage: Eukaryota; Metazoa; Chordata; Mammalia; Rodentia; Cricetidae
Gene: Lvrn
Product: laeverin
Biological process (GO): proteolysis; peptide catabolic process
Cellular component (GO): cytoplasm; membrane
Molecular function (GO): peptide binding; zinc ion binding; metalloaminopeptidase activity
Source: RefSeq, a predicted model, not a curated record
AUGAGCCCCCCUUCCCGCUCUGGCAUCUAUGUGAGCCGCGGGGUGGCCCUCCUGUUGACCGGGCUGACAGUCGCGCUCUUACUGGCACUGGUGGCUCUGGCUGCCCUGUAUGGCAACUGCAUGCUCGUCCAACCUUCGGAGCAGCAUAUUCCUGGGGUGAAGGACACCGCGUCAACCCCUCCUGGCGGCCAGGAGCUGGCGCGACCAACCCGGACACCAGAGGCUGCUGGUGAGCCUGAGGUGGCCACCACUUCGCAAGACUGGCCACCCCCGUCAGGGCCCUGGAAUCAUUCGCGCCUGCCGCCCUGGCUUGUCCCGCUUCACUAUGAUCUGGAGCUGUGGCCAAGGCUAUGGCCGGAUAACCUGUCCUACACGGAGAGUGUGACCUUCACGGGUCGUGUGAACAUCACUGUACGCUGCACAGUGGCCACCUCAAGAUUGCUGCUGCACAGCUGUUUUCUGACUUACAAGCAAGUGGAAGUGUGGGGUCCCCUGGCCCUGGGCACUAGGAAUGCCACUGUAGGCCGCGUGCCAGUGGACAAGGUGUGGUUCGCGCUGGACACGCAAUAUAUGGUGCUGGAUCUGGGCCAGGUCUUGCAGCCGGGUAGCAGAUAUGAGCUGCACCUCGGCUUCUCUGGCCAAGUGCUUCAGUGCGCCUCAGAGGGGCUGUUCCUGAACCUCUACACGGACCAGGGCAAGCUCAGAGGCCUGAUUGCAACUCAAAUGGAACCAACAUUUGCCAGGACUGUCUUCCCCUGUUUUGAUGAGCCAGCUCUGAAGGCGACUUUCAAUAUUACAAUUAUUCAUCAUCCUGGCUACAAGGCUCUUUCCAACAUGCCACAGCUAGGUCAGUCUGAAAGAAUCGACGUGAAUGGGAGCAGAUGGAUGGUCACUACCUUCCACACCACACCCCGUAUGCCAACUUACCUAGUCGCUCUUGCUAUAUGUGACUUCGACCACGUCAGCAGAACUGAGAGAGGCAAGGAGAUCCGAAUCUGGGCCCGGAAAGACGCCAUUGCAAAUGGAAAUGUAGACUUUGCUAUGAACGCCACGGGUCCCAUCUUCUCAUUUCUGGAGGAUUUGUUUAAUAUCAGUUAUUCGCUUCCUAAAACAGAUAUAAUUGCCUUGCCUUAUUUUGACAACCGUGCCAUGGAAAACUGGGGGCUGUUGACAUUUGAUGAAGCAUCCUUGUUGCUGGAACCAGAUGAUGAACUGACAGAGAAAAGAGUCAGGAUCUUGGCUGUUAUCGCCCAUGAAGUUGGGCACCAGUGGUUCGGGAACCUGGUGACCAUGAGCUGGUGGAACAAUAUCUGGCUCAACGAGGGCCUUGCAUCUUAUUUUGAACUUGGAAUAAUUAACUACUUCUAUCCAAAACUUCCGAAGAAUGAGAUCUUUUUUUUUAACUUUUUACAUGGUGUCCUCAGAGAAGAUCAUUUCCAGGAGUCUAGAGCUGUGUCCACUAAUGUGGAAAAUUUCACAGAAACAAAUGAAAUAAAAGAACUCUUCAACAUUUAUACUUACCACAAGGGAGCAUGUAUGGCCCGGAUGCUUGACAGUUUCCUGAGCCAGGACUUGUUUAUCAGUGCACUUCAGUCAUACUUGGAGACAUUUUCUUACGCAAAUGCUGAGCAAGACGAUCUAUGGAGACAUUUUCAAAUGGCCAUAGAUGAGCAGAAUAUAAUCCAGUUGCCGACAACGGUGAAGAACAUAAUGGAUAGCUGGACAUACCAGGGUGGCUUCCCAGUGAUCACGUUAAAUGUGUCUACGGGCGUCAUGAAACAGGAGCCGUUUUAUCUUGAAAAGACUGAAAAUCAAACUCUUGUAAGCCACAAUAACACAUGGAUUGUCCCAAUUUUUUGGAUGAAAACUGGAACCACACAACCUUUAGUCUGGCUAGACAGAAGCAGCAUGGUAUUCCCUGAGAUGCAACUUUCAGAUUCUGACAGUGACUGGCUGACUUUAAACUUCAACGUGACUGGAUAUUACAGAGUUAAUUAUGACGAGUUAGGUUGGAAGAAAUUAAAUCAACAGCUUGAAAAGAACCCUAAGGCCAUUCCUGCCAUUACUAGGCUGCAGCUGGUGAGCGAUGCAUUUGCCUUGUCUAAAAACAAUUAUAUUGAAAUUGAGACAGCACUUGAUUUAACCAAGUACCUUGCUGAAGAAGAUGAGAUCCUAGUGUGGUUUGAAGUCUUGGUAAACUUGAUAAACAGGGAUGUUAUUUCUGAUGUGAACAACUAUGCUAUAUACCCAUUAUUGAAGAAGUAUUUACUAAAGAGAAUUAACUCAAUAUGGAAUACUUGUUCGACUUUAAUUCGAAAAAAUGUGGCAGCAUUACAAGAUGAUUAUUUGGCUCUACUAUCAGUGGAAAAAGUGUUUGAAACUGCCUGUUGGUUGGGUCUUGAAGACUGUCUCCAGUUGUCCAAAGAGCUCUUCAGAAAAUGGAUGGCUGACCCAGAGAUUGCAAUCCCUCAUCCGAUUCAAAGAGUGGCUCUAUGCAACGGCAUUGCUUUGGGUACUGUCAAGGAGUGGGACUUUCUGUUUAGUUUCUACAUCAAUAUAACUAAGGAAAAAGAAGAGAGAGGGAGCCGGCUCAUUCCUGCAAUGAGCUGCAGUAAAGAGCCGUGGAUACUUAACAGAUUCAUGGAGUAUGUCGUCACCGUGAACCCAAAUCCUUUUAAUGAAACAAAUGUAAUAGAAGCUGUGGCAGCAUCUGAAGUUGGCCAGUACGUUGCCAAGGACUUUCUACUCAACAACUGGCCAGCUGUGAGUGAAAGGUAUGGACCAGAAUCAGUAGAUGCUCUGGUGUGGGUCAUAGGGAGGACUAUAAGUACAGACCUACAGAUUAUGGAGUUGCUGUGGUUCCUGGGAAACGUGUUGGAUGAGCACCAGAAGAUUGCGGCGCACGCCAAAUUACAGGCAAUAAAGACAGAGAAUCUGAAAAACAAGAAGAGAAUUGCCAGGAUGGCUGAGUGGCUUUGGAAAAACACAUAAUUUGUGGCCACUUGCAGCAUGCUUCUUGCAUUUUAUAAUCUUGUUUGCUCACAGUUCUGUCUUCCAUAUUUCGUGACUCCGGAAACUGCAAUGUCUUCUUUACUUUGGUUAUGUUUUUUCUACUUAGUCAUGUCCUUCCUGUCUUCUCACCUUGCCCCAAGGAUCAGUGAUUGCUGAGGAUUCUGUCAACACUGCCAGGGAUCUGGGCAAACUUCUGCUUCCCAUCAAGCAAUAAAGUCAAGUCACCAAUUUUAAGUGGCUUUCCAAAACAACAGCAAACAACCCAAAACAGAUUGACCUAGGAAAGGCUCGCUCAUUUUGAUGUGAAGGCCAGUGGAGCAUUAAAUCAGUGGCAUUAAUGGAGAAUAUAUUCUAGUCAGAUGGAAAUCCAGGCCUGAAAUAACUCUAUGCCUUAUUUAGUUUAAAAAUAAAAGAACGAUAGGACCACAACAUGGCAGUGUAAAGAAAAGAGAAGCCAGAAAUAAUGAGACACUAGGAGACAGCACAACCAAAGAAUGUCAAGUCUAACCAAGACUGGAGCCAUGGACAAUUUUAGGAGUCAUAGCAAAUGCCUCCAAAGCAAAAUAGUAAUAAUAAUAAUAAUGGUCUUCUUUUCCUAUUCUCUCCGCUAAAGUGCCUACAACAUUGGCUCCUACCUGGCUGUUACUUUCUUAGACGAUGUCACAAAAGAAUGAAUGAUUGUAGAAUCUGCAGAGUGCCUUCAGUAUCUGAAGGGAAUGAAAGCUCUGCCUGGAUGCUCUGUGCAGUCAGCUGUGGAUGGAUGCUCUUUAUUCAGAGUCCCUGAGGGAAAACAGUGAUAUCAAGGACAGUAGCACCUUCAGACUAAUCUUCUGGGCUCAGGAAGAUCUCCAAAUGAAAAGAACCAAAUGUCAAGCCAGGGCACAGUUCUCGCCACACUCAGCAGAGCCAGUUCGGUUGGCCAAGCUGAAGCUACUUGCAAUAUGAAGCGCUGGACUUUCAAGAGUCACUGGCUAUGACACAUGCAAAGGGCGUAGUUUUGUUACACGCGAUGGCAAACAGGACAAGGAAGCACACGGCUCCUGCUUCAGACACUGUGUAUCUCAUCCAGCCCCUUUUCCUCUACAUUUUGUUGGCGUUUUUUUGCAGAAUAAGGGUAAAAAUCGCUUCUCUCCUAUCUACCUCACAGCAGUAUUGUAAAGAUUAACAAACAUUUUUAUCAAUAAAAAGACUUCAGAACUUCCAGACAAGACUAGAAGCCUAGAAUUUUGUUUUGUGUGACUUUAUUAAUGAGAGGAGUCACGGGGAAGACUAUCUAUCCCAGGAACAGAAAGGAAGACCAUCAGGAAUCAAGGAGUUGACAGGACUGAUAAACAGCGCAGGGAAAUGGAAAGGGAUGGAAAGAAAAAUAGGUCAUGACCUGCGACAUCAUGCCUGUGCAUGUCACAGGGCAUACGUGUAUUCAAAAUUAGCACUACAUAAACAGAAACAUAAGUCAUUGCACAUCCAGAUGCUUAUUUAAAAUUUGUCACAUCUCACAUUACUAAAAUUUAAAAUACCCUUUAUAUACGGCAAAUGCCACAUCAAGACACUGUGCUAAUGACCCAACUUCUUCUACUCCAUAGAAAUGCCUGUGCUAACUCACACAACCAGUGAGGAACAGCUAUAAACCCAGAAGACUUAAUUAUACAACACCUUGCAUAGAGCUGUACGUUCGUGUGACUAGUGCGACUUAAUGGAUGCAAACAGAAACUCCUGAGCUGGGCGGCCAUCUCCAGAUCCCACGGCUUUGCCGCUCCCUUACCAUCUUCCUUUUGGAGAAAAUU